Molecule: messenger RNA, 246 nt
Organism: Effrenium voratum
Lineage: Eukaryota; Dinophyceae; Suessiales; Symbiodiniaceae
Source: the annotation of a GenBank genome assembly
GUACGAGUCCAAGACGAGCAACCAUUUGAAGCUCAUCGACUUCGGAUUCAGCAAAGUGUGGGAUCCCAACAUCAAGAUGCACGUGAGCUGCGGCACCUUGGCCUAUGUGGCCCCAGAGGUCUUGAAGAAGGCCUACACCAGCCAGUGCGACAUGUGGAGCCUGGGGGUGAUUGCAUUCGUGCUUCUCUCGGGUUACAUGCCCUUCUCCGGCUCAGAGGCUGUACAAACCAAGAACAUUGCUUCAGG